Messenger RNA from Colletotrichum gloeosporioides, 1077 nucleotides. Its product is annotated as putative 2-oxoglutarate-dependent dioxygenase DIN11. The record is from RefSeq and is a predicted model, not a curated record. Lineage: Eukaryota; Fungi; Ascomycota; Sordariomycetes; Glomerellales; Glomerellaceae. The transcript has 2 exons. The coding region runs from base 1 to 1077 and encodes 358 amino acids.
AUGUCGCAAGCAUACACCUUCACCGAGAUACCCCGCAUAGACCUUUCCCUCGCCUCUGACCCCGCGACGGAGCCGGUUCUUCUCGAUCAACUCCGGGAUGCGCUCAUCAACGUCGGCUUCUUGUAUGUUAUCAACCAUGGCGUUCCUCAAACAACGAUAUCAAGUGUUGUCGAAGCCUUGCCAACAUUAUUCGCCCUGCCCGCCGAAGCGAAGGAUGAGAUUGCGCUGAGGAAUUCCCCACACUUCCUGGGGUACAGCGGGGAUGGGUCAGAAACUACUGCUGGGAAGAGUGAUCGUAGAGAACAGGUUGAGUUCGCGACUGAGCUUGAAAAUGUGUGGAGGGAGGGUGUGCCUCUGCGAGAACGAUUGAGAGGACCUAACCAGUGGCCUUCUGGUUUCCCCGAACUGCGUUCAAUCAUCGAGGCGUACAUUGCUGAGAUGACAGGGCUCGGCGAGAGAUUCUUACACCUGGUCGCAAAGGCGCUAUCGCUGCCACCAGAUACAUUCCUACCGUUUCUGUCAGAUCAGCAUCGGCUCAAGCUCGUUCACUAUCCAGGGUUACCCGAGAGCGAGGCUGGAGGCCAAGGCGUUGGUCCUCACAAAGACUCUUCAGGAUGGUGGACAUUCUUACUGCAAGCUUCUCCGCCACAUAUCAAGGGUCUACAGGCCCUCAACAAGAAUGGCGACUGGAUCGAUGUCCCUGUUUUACCAGGGUCGUUCGUCGUGAACAUCGGCCAAGCCUUUGAGGUUGUUACGAAUGGGGUCUGCAAGGCGACGACGCAUCGCGUGCUUUCUGGCUCUUUAGAGAGGUUCAGCGUGCCCUUCUUCCAGGGUGUCAGGCGAGAGUUGACAAAAGAGGAGGCAGUUGGGACGUUGAGAGCACAUUUCGAAAAGCCCGAGAUCAGAGGUCUAUCACUAGAGUCCGAAGAAGGGAGGGAGAUCGACUCGGCCUUUCUGAAGGGCAAGUAUGACACGUGGGGUGAGAAUCAGUUGCGAACAAAGAUUAGGAGUCAUCGGGAUGUAGGACGAAAGUUUUACGCCGACGUAUUUGAUAAAUACGUCAAUGACGACCAAUAA